Cherax quadricarinatus is the source of this 623-nucleotide messenger RNA. RefSeq names its product cuticle protein CP575. NCBI's taxonomy places the organism in Eukaryota, Metazoa, Arthropoda, Malacostraca, Decapoda, Parastacidae. The record is from RefSeq and is a predicted model, not a curated record.
AUCACUACUGUCCAGGUCUCACAGCUGACACAGUAUGAAGGUCCUGCUGGUUCUUGCCCUGGGCAUGCUUGCCCUGGCUGCUGCCCUGCCCACUGACAUCAUUGACAUCGACGAGGACCAUCUGGAACACGAGCAGGACGGUAUACCCGGCCGGGCAGUGGCGGGAGAGUACUCCUGGGUCGCUCCUAAUGGCGAGGAGUACAAGAUUGAGUACAUUGCUGACCAUCUUGGCUACAGAGUACUAGAUGACAAUGUUCUGCCCAAGGCACCUACUGUGGACGAGGAAGCUGAUGAAUAGUACCUAACGAGGUACCUACUGUGGACGAGGAUGCUGAUGAAUAGUACCUAACGAGGUACCUACUGUGGACGAGGAUGCUGAUGAAUAGUACCUAACGAGGUACCUACUGUGGACGAGGAUGCUGAUCAAUAGUACCUAACGAGGUACCUACUGUGGACGAGGAUGCUGAUCAAUAGUACCUAAUGAAGACCUGUACCUGAGGACGGGCACCAGGAGCUGCAGCAUAACAUCCUGUAGCAACUCAACAACAUCACAGAUCGAGUUCAACUUCCCAGGCUAAAAAUCCCUUUAAAUAUAAAUAAAACUGAUUAUAUUAUUACUAUUA